Nicotiana tabacum (common tobacco) is the source of this 966-nucleotide messenger RNA. RefSeq names its product peroxidase 41-like. Gene Ontology annotation, molecular function: peroxidase activity; heme binding. The record is from RefSeq and is a predicted model, not a curated record. NCBI's taxonomy places the organism in Eukaryota, Viridiplantae, Streptophyta, Magnoliopsida, Solanales, Solanaceae. Gene Ontology annotation, biological process: response to oxidative stress; hydrogen peroxide catabolic process.
AUGGCUUGGCCAUUACUUCUCCUGUUGUUUUCAUCUCUGGCUUUUUCACAUGCACAACUCACAUUAGACUAUUAUGCCAAAACAUGUCCACAAUUUGAUGCUAUAGUGAGGGACAUCACCCAACAAAAGCAAAUGCAAUUCCCGACCACCGCGGCUGCUACCCUUCGAGUCUUUUUCCACGACUGUGCUGUUGAUGGUUGUGAUGCCUCCAUCCUUAUCAAGCCCACCGCCUUCAACAAACCCGAGCUCGAAUACGACAUCAAUCAAUCCCUAGCCGGUGAUGCGUUCGACCUCAUCACCCGCAUCAAGACUGCCCUCGAGCUUGCCUGCCCUGGCGUCGUAUCCUGUGCCGAUGUUUUAGCGACCGCUACGCGAAAUCUCAUCGUUCAGACUGGUGGACCGCACUAUAAAGUUCCACUAGGUCGAAAGGAUAGUCUAGUUUCUAACGUUUCAAACGUCGAAGCGCACCUGACACGUGCGAACGCGACGGUGGACCUAAUGAUCAAGAAAUUCCAACUUAUGGACAUUGGUGUUAAAGAUAUGGUUGUGUUAAUUGGUGGUGGACACACUAUUGGAUUUGUUCAUUGUAAGGAGUUUGCUAACAGAAUUUUUCCCACCCCUGACCCAACAAUGAAUCCAAUAUUAGUUGAGAGAUUAAGAACAAUGUGUGUAAAUUAUACAAAUAACAAAGACAUGGCAGCUUUCCUAGAUGUGAUAUCUCCUGGAAAUUUCGACAAUGUGUUGUUCAAGAAUUUAAUGAAGGGAAUUGGAGUCCUAGGUUCAGACCAAUUACUUUAUAAUGAUCCCAGGACAAGGCCAUUUGUUGAAUUAUAUGCUAAAGAUAGCAAUGCUUUUGCUACUGAUUUUGCUGUUGCAAUGGAGAAACUAAGUGUAUAUCAAGUCAAGAUUGGUAAUCAAGGAGAGGUGAGGAAGAGAUGUGAUGCUGUUAAUAAUGCUCACGCUUGA